Phytophthora infestans T30-4 is the source of this 1091-nucleotide messenger RNA. Its product is annotated as impact-like protein. The coding region runs from base 1 to 900 and encodes 299 amino acids. Gene Ontology annotation, biological process: regulation of translational initiation. Gene Ontology annotation, cellular component: cytoplasm. The record is from RefSeq and is a predicted model, not a curated record. The transcript is spliced from 3 exons. NCBI's taxonomy places the organism in Eukaryota, Oomycota, Peronosporomycetes, Peronosporales, Peronosporaceae. Gene Ontology annotation, molecular function: protein binding.
AUGGAGGACAACGCGGAGCUCCAGUCCAUUUUCGAGGACGAGAUCCAGCUCAAGAGUGACUUGGACCAACCGGGUGUGGCGAGAUCCUUCACCAUCUCAGUGCCCGGCCCUCAUGCCAUCGUCCUGUUAGUGCAUUUGCCUCGAGGAUACCCGUCCACAGACGCUCCAAUCGCAGAAGUGUACGAGUCUUUCGGCCUGACAAAUGCCCAGAGAGAUGAAAUCCUAGAGAACCUGACUGCUAUCUUCGAGCGAGCGAGUCGUCAAGUGUGUCUCUACGAGUGGAUCGAAGAUGUGAGGGAGAAAUACGCCAACGCUGAGCUCAAUUCCACUCAAAUAGACGCCCGUGAGGACAGUGACGAAGAGGGAAUUGCAGUCCAAGUCCAACUUGAUGCUGUGGAGUAUUUCGAAGCCGAUUCCCAAACUCUGCGACCUCGUGUCCGCACAGCGCAACUUGUGCGCGAUGUCGAGCGUGAGGCGGCGAUUGCACCGCUAAUUGUCCACGGCACAGCGAUCGUAGACCGAAAAAGCACUUUUAUCGCUCAUGCGUGCCCCGUCAAAUGUGUUGAGGACGUUCGCUCUUUCCUCGCUCUGCUACUGGACGAUCGCAAGGUUGAGCGCGCGAUCCACAACAUGUUGGCGUAUCGAAUCAUCGGCGAGUUCACUGUCAAAGACAACGACGAGGACGGCGAACACGGAGCUGGAAGUAAACUGUCGAAUUUGCUAGAACUGCUCAAAGCUGAGAACGUGGCUGUAGUGGUGACGCGUUGGUACGGCGGGAUUAAACUUGGUCCAGAUCGCUUCAAGCACAUCAACGCUAGCGCUCGACAAGUACUGGAAGAUAAUGGCUUCUUGGAUGACGCGAACUUGCAUCACGGCUCCAAGAAGAAAGGCAAGCGGUAGAGUAGGACGCAACUUGCUCAUGAUAUUGUGUUCGUGUCCGGUUGCGUUAGCGCUAAAGGAGGUGCAAAUCUGUGAAAUGUACCUACGACGUCAUUUUAGACUGAGAAUAGCCUUACAAGAUACGGUUUCCUAGCGCCGACGAGAUGAGCAUGAGCGGUAUGUCGACCGUAAUCUGAACUCCAUCGCCAGGU